Molecule: messenger RNA, 1008 nt
Organism: Diachasmimorpha longicaudata
Lineage: Eukaryota; Metazoa; Arthropoda; Insecta; Hymenoptera; Braconidae
Product: NKAP family protein CG6066
Exons: 3
Coding region: 74-829 (251 amino acids)
Biological process (GO): regulation of gene expression
Cellular component (GO): nucleus
Molecular function (GO): chromatin binding
Source: RefSeq, a predicted model, not a curated record
GUCUACCUUAGUCCAUCCUCUUUAGGCGGGGACUUCUUAUUUCGUUGAGAACCACUGUCAACAUAACAAUCUGAUGGACGGACGUCGAAAGGAUCGGGAGCAGAUUGGACUCCUCGGUGUUGACAGAAUCUGGGCCAAAUCCCCCACAAAAUUAGAAGAGACUGAUGAUGAAGAUGAGACCGUAAACAAAAAUAAGAUUAAGGCUGAUUUAUCGCCGGAGAGCAAGAAGCGAAAGAAAAAGGAGAAAAAAAAGAAGAGGAAAAAAAUGAAGAAAGAAAAAAAAUCGAAGAAAGAAAAGAAGAAACGAAAGAAGAGGAAGCGAAAAUAUUCUGACAGUUCCUCAGAAUCAGAAUCCUCAGACGAAUCGGAGACGUUGGAGUGGGUGGAGAAAGAUAAAUUAUCUGAGAAACCAAAGAGACGAAGGACAUCAUCAUCAGACGACAGUGGAGACGAUGGAAUAGUGGGCCCAAUGCAAAAGCAACAUGUGACCCUUUCAGCUAAGGACUUCGGUAAGGCCCUUCUACCUGGUGAGGGUGCAGCAAUGGCUGCCUUCGUGGCUGAGGGAAAACGAAUUCCCAGGAGAGGUGAAAUUGGUCUCACCUCCGACGAAAUUGCUUCCUACGAAUCUGUCGGUUAUGUUAUGAGUGGUAGCAGACACAGGCGAAUGGAGGCGGUGCGUAUACGUAAAGAGAAUCAGAUUUAUUCGGCUGACGAAAAGCGAGCUCUGGCCAUGUUCAGCAAAGAGGAGCGACAGAAGCGAGAAAAUCUAAUACUAGGACAGUUCCGGGAAAUGGUGACACAAAAAUUAGCUCAAGAGCAGAAAAAAUAAUUGAUCAUUUCUAAUUUGUAAAUAUGUUUGGGACAUGUUGUCUCUCUGAGAACUCGUUAUAGUUUUAGCCGACUAAUUUAUUGAUUAAAUAAUGAUUAAGAGAUUGAAGGAGAGAACUGUCAUUUGAAUUAUUGCGACGACUUGUCACGAUAACACUUAAUAAAGCCAUUUUUUAUAAA